UGAGCGAGGGCCACGCUGCUUAAUUGACUCUGGGUUUGAAACAGCAGCUUAAUAACUAGGUUCCAAUUAGCCAGAACCACCUUUCCAUCCCGGGGAAUUGAAAGGAAAUGGGGGUUGCUCCGGCAUGCCUUCCCUCCACGGCAGCCUCUUUAAAAACACAUCUCCAAUAAACCAGUUGCAUUUCUCAUGCUCGGAUUUGGGUUUUCAUCUUUUUAUUAAGCAGUUAAAUCAUUACUGGUUAAAACAGCCACGAAAUUCCUUCACAGCCAUGAACAUCUCCUGGCUCUAACGGCAGAUCCAAAGAUGAGGCUGGGAGGAAACUCGAAUGGGAAAGCCUGAGAUGCUUGUGCCUGCAAUGAAAUUAUAAAUCCACAUCCCAGAGCAAAUGAGCAGUAGGAGGCAGCCAGAAAUCACCAUCAGCAGAAGCGCUGGGCUGCAGCAAGGGAUGGAAGUUGCAAGUGGAACCGAAAAGACACCCAAGGUGGGAGAGCUGUUGGCAUUUUUCCUGACAACAUCCUGCACAAAUGGAGUCAGUUCGGGCAAGAACAUCGAAUAGGGGAGCCCAUGGCACUAAAUCAGCCUGGGAUUCAGUGCUGCACCCUGCUUCUUACCCCUGAUUCCUCCCCUCAGUUUCCCCAUCUGUAAAAUGGAGGAUGUGCUGCCAACCCCUGCUUGAAAACCACUGUCGGAUGCAGUAACUGAAUCACUCAGGUGAUGCUCGUCGGCUGUCACACAACAGAUCAAGGGCAGCCCGUGUCCCCUGAGCCCUGUGACCCACAAGGCUAACGCCAGCCUGGACCAAGCAGUGAUGAAUGGAGAAGAGCAACAUUUCUGCCCUGGAAGGAUUUCGGCGCUAACAGGGGAGCUGGGCUCUCUCAGCCUCAAAACCUAAUGAACCACAUCAUCUGUAUCUGUGGGAGGCUUCAGCGGGAGCAGAGAGGGGCAAGAAGAGAGAAGGAAUGGCUGAUGCGUUUCUGUGGCACUCAUUACAGCGGAGGGGAGGGAGCGGAGUUGCUGCCUCUUGCUGCUGGAGGACUGGCAGUGCCAGAGGAGCUGAGGCUGGCUGUGCUGGAUGCUUUGCUACUUAAACAUUCCUGGUCUUGGAUGCCACAGCAGACCCAGAUGUCGGUGCAGCCCUGGACCUGCAGAACGGCGCAUGGGAGAAUGGUCGUGAGCCCGUAAGACCAUGCUCUACACAAUGAGAUGUUGGCUCCCGGUCCUGGUCCUCCACGUGGUGCUGCUGAGCCCCCGGCAGGCGGCCGCCUGCCCUGCCCGCUGCGAGUGCGCCCCGCAGAUCAAGUCGGUGGUGUGCCACCGCAAGCGGCUCACCUCCAUCCCCGAGGGCAUCCCCACCGAGACCAAGAUCCUGGAGCUCAACAAGAACCGCAUCCGCUGCCUGAACCCGGGGGACCUCUCCCCAUACCCGCUGCUGGAGGAGCUGGAUUUUAGCGAGAACAUCAUCUCCAAUGUGGAGCCGGGCGCCUUCAGCAACCUCUUCAACCUGCAGACCCUGCGGCUGCGGGGGAACCAGCUCAAGCUCAUCCCGCCGGGGGUCUUCACCAAACUGACCAACCUCACCCUCCUGGACAUCAGUGAGAACAAACUCGUCAUCCUGCUGGACUACAUGUUCCAGGACCUGCGAAACCUGAAGAGCCUGGAGGUGGGGGAUAACGAUUUGGUGUACAUCUCCCAGCGGGCCUUCUCCGGGCUGCUCGGCCUGGAGCAGUUGACCAUUGAGAAGUGCAACCUGACCUCCAUCUCUGCCGAGUCGCUCUCCUACCUCCAGAACCUGGAGGUGCUGCGGCUCCGGCACCUCAGCAUCUCUGCGCUGGAGGACCAGAACUUCAAGAAGCUCUACAACCUCCUGCAGCUGGAGAUCGACAACUGGCCGCUGCUGGAAGACAUCUCCCCCACCAGCUUUCAGGGCCUGAACCUCACCUUUCUCUCCAUCACCUACACCAACAUCACAGCCGUGCCCGCCGCUGCCUUGAGGAACCUGGUGUACCUCCGGUACCUGAACCUGUCCUACAACCCCAUUAGCACUGUGCUGAAGGGCUCCUUUAAAGACCUCAUCCGGCUCCAGGAGCUCCACAUCGUGGGUGCUCUCCUGAUGUCUGUGGAACCGCAGGCUUUCUCCGGCCUGAGACAAAUCCGGCUGCUCAACCUCUCCAGCAACUUUCUCUCCACGCUGGAGGAGAGCACCUUCCACUCCGUCAACACGCUGGAGACGCUGCGGGUGGACAGGAACCCCCUGGCCUGCGACUGCCGCCUCCUCUGGAUCCUGCAGCGCCGGAAGACGCUCAACUUCGACGGGCAGCAGCCCAUGUGCUCCUCACCGCCCGAAAUCCAGGGCAAUGCCCUGCGGGACUUCCCGGACUCCGUGCUCUUCGAGUACUUCACCUGCCAGAAGCCCAAGAUAAAGGAUCGGAAGCUGCAGCACGUGACGGCCCGGGAAGGACAGUCCGUGUCCUUCCUCUGCCGGGCGGAUGGGGAGCCAGACCCCUCCAUUGCCUGGGUGUCCCCCCAGCACCGCAUGAUCACCACCCGCAGCACGGGGCGGGUGACCGUGCUGCCUGGGGGCACCCUGGAGAUCCGCUUUGCCCAGGUGCAGGACAGCGGCACCUACAUCUGCAUCGCCAGCAACGCCGGUGGCAACGACACCUACUUCGCCACACUGACGGUCAAGGGGCGCCUGAAUGACGGCUCCCACUAUGCCAACCGGACUUUGUACCUCCAUGAGUUCAACGACACCUCUCACAAUGACACGCAGGUCUUCUUGAAGUUUACGUUGGACCUCAAGACCAUCCUGGUCUCCACGGCCAUGGGCUGCAUCACCUUCCUUGGCGUGGUGCUCUUCUGCUUCCUCCUCCUGUUUGUCUGGAGCCGGGGCCGAGGGCAGCACAAGAACAACUUCUCAGUGGAGUACUCCUUCCGCAAGGUGGACGGUCCCACCACCACCACCGGCCAAGGAGGAGCCAGGAAGUUCAACAUGAAGAUGAUCUGAGCCUCUCCUGGUGGAGAACCAUUGUCUGCUGCCUGGCUAUGGGCACAGCUGCAGGAGGAUGGGGCCGGGCUAUGUGGGAGCACUGGUGAUGUCCCAGGGCUGGCGAUGGGACAUCGCUGUGCUGGGAUAUGGCCGGAACCAUGGUCAGAACCGCAUGGACCUUGGGGUUGGAGAGUGAUGACCCCAGCCCCAUGGUGAGCCCUAGGGGCACAAAUGGCUCAGGGGCCAUCCCGGCUCCAGGGGCUCCCAAUGUAGCCAACAUCUUUGCUACCAACUAUGCAUUUCUCCAGCCAACAGAUGAGCAGCGUUUGGACCUAGGAAAAAAAAAACCAAACUGAUUCCCUUUUUCUCCCCCUUUAUCUUUUUUUUUCUUUUUUUUAAGAGACUCUGGAAAACUUUCCUGGCGGUUGGUUCUGGUUCUUCUCUUUUCUUCUUGUUGGGGUUUGGGGGAUUUUUGGUCCAAUGAUUUUUUUUUUUUUAAUGAAAUUCCAAGAGAAAAGUCUUCCGUGGCGAUGCGGGACUGGGAGAGGCACUGGGGGAGGUUGUGCUAAGUUGGGGGGGCCCCCAGCCCCUUGGCCAAGCUGGAUCCCCAAAGGCACAUCUGUGCCUGGAGAGCUUCCCAUUGGCAGAUUUAAGACGCGGCAUCUGCAAACGUGGGUGCGCAGGGAUGCUCCUGCACAAGCAAUAAUAACCCACCCAAAGCUGGGCUCUGAAGAGGCAACAGCAAGAAAUAAGUGAGAA
Molecule: messenger RNA, 3745 nt
Organism: Neopsephotus bourkii (Bourke's parrot)
Lineage: Eukaryota; Metazoa; Chordata; Aves; Psittaciformes; Psittacidae
Gene: LINGO3
Product: leucine rich repeat and Ig domain containing 3
Exons: 4
Coding region: 1187-3004 (605 amino acids)
Molecular function (GO): protein binding
Source: RefSeq, a predicted model, not a curated record